AUGAAGCUCGCUGUUGUGUUGUGUUGCUUGUUCGUGCUGUGCUCGCUGGCUGAAGUCCAAGGAGCGCAGAGGUUUUGUGGGCGACGGCUGGCCCGGACUUUGGCGGGGCUCUGCUCCGAGGUGGAGUAUGAAGACGUGGUGAAGAGGUCUGGUGAUGGCGACCCUGCGGAUGGUACUCGCGGCUGGCGCUGGGCGGCGCUGGGAGGUGCGCGCGGCAAGAGAGGAGUCGUCGAGGAGUGCUGCGAGAGGGCCUGUACGCUCGAUGAGCUGAUCACAUACUGCUGA
Messenger RNA from Manduca sexta (tobacco hornworm), 285 nucleotides. Its product is annotated as bombyxin-related peptide A-like. Bases 1 to 285 code for a protein of 94 amino acids. NCBI's taxonomy places the organism in Eukaryota, Metazoa, Arthropoda, Insecta, Lepidoptera, Sphingidae. Gene Ontology annotation, cellular component: extracellular region. The record is from RefSeq and is a predicted model, not a curated record. Gene Ontology annotation, molecular function: hormone activity. The transcript has a single exon.